Molecule: messenger RNA, 1010 nt
Organism: Galendromus occidentalis (western predatory mite)
Lineage: Eukaryota; Metazoa; Arthropoda; Arachnida; Mesostigmata; Phytoseiidae
Exons: 3
Coding region: 1-996 (331 amino acids)
Source: RefSeq, a predicted model, not a curated record
AUGUCCGACGUCGCGCAGAGGAUCUGGAGUCAGACCAGGAUCAGAAUUACCGGUCUUUACGAAUCCCUACGGCCGCGAGCCGUUGUGAAAGCUGCGCGUUCUGUUGGCACUGUGAAACGCCAGGAUACCUCCGAAAACAAUCUAUGUGGAGUACAGGCCGGACCCCUGGGCGGCAUUGCAGUGUGUGCGUUGAAGCCGGUCUCGUCGGCGCGCUCAAUAUCGAUCCGGACCAUUCAUAGAGCGGAGAUGAAUAUCUUUAGCGCUAUGAAGCUACUGCUGUGGCUCGCCCCCGCUGCAAGGAAGGUUUUAGAUUCCGAUGAGAUCUCUCGGCGAGAUCUGCAUAGAGAACCAAUCGGCCAGGUUUCUGACCAGCAGAAAGGAAACUCAGAAUUCAAAUCGAAAGUGGAGGCCACUGUUGAGUUAUUGAGGAAGAAACUCACCGGCGAUCCAUCCUCGGAACAAUGGAACAAGACUCUGCGUGAAGCAAUAGGCGACGGAGUCUUCACGUUAGUGAGGCAGGAGGCUCACUGGUAUUUCGAUGGUCUCCAGAGAGAAAGAGUCCAACUCCUAGGGGAACCUCCGGACAGUUUCAAGUCCCUCGACCGUUUCAAAUUUUUCGGUUUUGAAACACUUCACGUGCAAUGGCUACGUGAGAAAGAAGCGUGCUCCGCUCAAUAUUAUAGAAUCCUGUUCCCCCGUGUCCAGAUCAACUUCGGGUCUGUAGCACCCGAGGAGGAAUAUGUCUUGGAUACCGAUUACCUGACGAAACAGAAUCACUGUGCGCGUCAUAAGCGUUCCUUCAGUGAAAUGUUUUACGAGUUUAUGGUGUGGUGGAGCUGUGAGGAUCGAAAACUCGAUAGAGACACUAUGGAUCUAUUGGCUCAAACUUCAUGGUACAUCGCUUAUCAAAUGGAUAUGCACGGAGGUCCGUAUAGGGAUCGAAAUGAGUGGUGCCUAUACUGUAAACGAGGCAGACUCGCGAGCGCUCUCAAUUAAAUUCAGCUUCGAAC